Messenger RNA from Hylaeus anthracinus, 9180 nucleotides. RefSeq lists its product as uncharacterized. Bases 1253 to 7360 code for a protein of 2035 amino acids. Gene Ontology annotation, molecular function: microtubule motor activity; microtubule binding; ATP binding. Lineage: Eukaryota; Metazoa; Arthropoda; Insecta; Hymenoptera; Colletidae. Gene Ontology annotation, biological process: microtubule-based movement. The transcript is spliced from 16 exons. The record is from RefSeq and is a predicted model, not a curated record.
CGCGGCACUGUGCAACGUGCUUCGCGACCGUCAUCACGACCAAUACACCGCCGCUACGAUUACGUGUGUAAUUAGUUCCGAUUCGUUGAUCGUUCCCUCCGAAACUCUCUACAGCGACGAUGGCACGAAGAAUGAUUUACGAGAGUAGUCGUUCGAUGGCUACACCACAAACAACGUACAUAUUCUCAUCCGAUCAUCGAUGUUCAAUCGUGCCAGCCACGAUUAGUGUUUAGGUGGGACACUACACGAAAGCAGUUGCUAGCUUUUUUCCACCGGUGACUCCGAAAUUCGUCUAAAAUUGUCGCAGAACCUAGACGAUCGUAAGUAACGAAGUCGAUGCCUGCCAACGUAAACGACGACUCGAAUACGAGUGCAACUGCAGCGACGUAAAAUUAUCAGCUGUGAUUGCGACCGGCCGAUAAACGACAAACUUCCCGACCCUUGGGAGCGCGGCAAUCGCGUUGCGAGGUUAGUUAACUAAUUGUCUCGUCAUUGACGAAUUUGUAAAGUCGUAAUGUUCGAACAGUUACUGAAAUUCUGUAAACAUCGUCAUCGCGAUUGGUUUUUGCCGCAAGUGAGGGGUAAAAUAAGCCGGAGAAGUAUCGUGCGCGGAUUCCAACGAAGGACGUUCCAGUAUACGGUUCGGCGUAUCGGUGAAUUAAUACCUUCCGAGAAAUCGCCCGCGAAUAUUCGGUGGUGAAAUAUAUCGUAGGCCGUCGUGUUCCGGGGCCGGCUUUGCCCACGUGUUUUACGUAGCACGUUGCACCGAAAGUCGAGUUACGUUAUUUCGGGCGCGUGCAAUCGUGGCGAGUGAAUAAUACCGCGAGUGUCACGGCGAACGUCCUCCUCGAAUAGUUGGCCGUGUCGAAAAUUGUCGCCGAGUAGAAAGUCGGGGCCGAAGGAAUUUCGUGGAAUCGACGAUCGCGAAUUCGAGAAUACGCCGGUGGAACCGGUUAUAUCGUCGUUCCGUGCCACGGCAAAGGGCCAACCCGAUAGAAGGGAGUAAUCUGCGGGAAAUAUUAACGAGCGUUUGGUAUUUCGACGAUCCUCUGUCGGUUUCGCGCGGCAAUGAUGAACAAACAGGGCGCAACAGGAAUUUGACGGUAGUGAUUACAGUGUGACGGCGAAGUGCAAGCGAAUAGGUGCAUCGAACGUCAAACGACGGUUGCUUCGUUACUGACAACGAUGAUGCAUCGAUCAGCGACGUUUCUUCUCAACGAAUAGCUGCAUCGUUAUCAGCGGCUGAAACGAGAUGGACGUACGAACGGAAAGACCACGAACGGCUGGUCGGAUAGCGCCAACUGGACGCGUCACGCCGACCGUACAUCAAACAGGUGGAGAAAGAAGAAAAGCUAUACCGGUCCCGCCGCCGAGGGUACCGACCCCUAUGCCCACCGCCAACAAUAAUCAGCAAAAAAACAAUGCCAACGUCGACGUCCCGCCCGCGGCGCCCGUCCAGAAGAAAGAGCCACACGAAAACAUCGCCCGGAUAGCGAAGCGGUAUCUCGACGAUAACAUGCAGCAGGCGUGGAUCAAUCCUCGUCUAAUAUCGAUGAUCAACAUGGAGGCGGUCACGUCGACGGAUUACGACUCGUCGAUUCUCAGCAGGAACUUCAACCAGGUGGGCUUCAAUACGUACAAUUACUCGCAGUUCGAGGAGAAGUAUAAACCGCGACAGGUGUUCAAGUACGGUGACGAGUACCAGGAGUACGGUCGGAACUCGGCGAGGCUGGGGCCGAACGAGAGGUACGCGAGAUUAUCGGCGAGACAUCAGGACGGUGUCGGGAAGCCCGAUCAGAGGUACGCUCGGAGUCACUCGCAGCCGGAGAGACAGCACCAUUUGUCUCACGAGACGCGUUCCAAGUCGCAAGACUCUCGCGAAUUAACGUUCUAUCAGAUCGAUCCGCCCGUCAAGUCGGAUAACGCUCAGCACGUUCACGCCAAGGCUCACCGUUCCGCGGCCGAGAAGAGCCAGGGCAAAAAGGAGCUGACCUUUUACGAGAUCGACGGGCCAGCAUCCCAAGAGAAGAAGGACCCGAAGUUCGAGAACUGCAAAGACAGAGGCGACAGGCGAGACAAGUGUCACGCGGUCCAAGAGAAAUCGACACCUGGGAAACACGGCAAGAGCCAUCAGGAGCAGAAGAUCGUCUCUCCGCCUAACUAUCAGCUGAACAGGUCGCAGUCGGAUCUCACGGAAUGUCAGCUGCCGAACUACUACAGACACCAGAACAAUCCCUACAUCGAUCCGCCCAAGUACAGGCAGUUCGAUAGACCGCCCAAGUAUCAGGAGACGCCGCCGAAGUCGGAGCCUCCGCCCAAGUACUCCGAAGUGGCCAGGCGGCAGGACGAUUACAAACGCGUUCAGGAGGAGAGGGGCAAACGACAAGGAGCCGUAGGAGGAGGGAGCAUCGGGAUCGGCAGCAGCGGUGGCGGUGGCGUUGGCAGCAGCGGUGGUGGUAACUCCAGCAGGGGGACCGCCGGCACUCAUGGCGCCGAGACGCCCUCUAAUCUGGCCAGUAUCACGCCAACCGCGCGAGAAGCAGCACGAGGUCCUUCGUCGCGGUCGCGUAUCCCGUACAAGACGUGCGACACGCGUUGCCCGAACAUCAACAACAACAACGUCACCAAAGACGACCUGUACCAGGAAGCUUCCGACGAUUCCGAGGCGAUAUCGAGGUGUCACGUGGAGUUUAAAUCUCAUCAUCAUCCGGGUCGAUCGUCUACCACCGGCGGUAGCAGUGGUUGCGGUGUUAUUUCCGGUAAUGUUUGUCACGGUGGUUCCGGAGUGCCGUGCGAGUCCGCGACGUGCGACAAAUACAAGGGUGCGGUGGACUGUCUGCUGAAGGCCAGCGAAGCGGUCCAAGGUCGUUUGUGCGAAAGAUCGAUGCUGAAGAUCGAGAAGCCCACCACGAAGGCGAUCGUUCACAGCGUCGAAGCUCCAGGGAAGUGCGGGGAUAGAAUGAAAUCGGGCCAGGAGCUCGGCUAUGGUAAACACGAGACAACUGCCAAGUCGAAAGGACACGAUGUCGGUCACGGGUUCAAGGUCGAAAGUAUCAAGUACUACGGCGAACUGAAGGGAUACGACUACAAAUCGUACGGGACCAUAGACAAGCCUGCGACCUGUGCCCACGAAAAGUCCCACACCCACGGACCCGAGAAGAACGCUCACGAAAAGUGUCACUCGAAGACGUCCUCUUCGUCCGCGAUGCACGGCCUCGCCAAGGUCGUCGGUGAACGUCCACCGGAGAAGAGCCCGUACGCCGAUCACUAUUAUCACCGAUCGUCGCACACGAAGCCGCAAAGCGCGUAUCAAGUGUACCAAGAAACCAAGUACUCGUACAACGUGAGCGGGGUGCCAGGGACGCCGGCGCAGGCCAGCGCAGCCGCAGCUUUCUUCGCAAGAGCAGCCCAAAGGUUGAACCUCUCGUCGAGCCCGCACCGUCGACGUCGCUCCGGCGACGAGAACAUCAGCUCGGACGAGCAGCCAAUCUUCCCAAAUGGAUACGCAGCUCUGCUUCUCAGGUCACCGCCUCCCGCGCCAUCUGCUCUCCUGCGGAGGAUAGGCGUCAAAGAGCUCACCGGGGUCGGCAAGGUGAAAGUGAUGUUGAAAGUGUCCCCGGGGGAAGGAGGCAGCUUCUUCAACGCCGACAAAAGAAAGAAGCAAGUGACGCUGGUGAAUCCGACGUCUGGACAGUCCCCUUCGGCGGAAGAUCGAAGGCCAACCGUGGCAGCGCCGAAAAUGUUUGCCUUCGACGCGAUAUUUACCGAGGAAGACUCCCAGACUGAAAUAUGUUCGAGCGCACUGACCGACGUCAUUCAUGCAGUCAUCAACGGAACGGACGGUUGCUUGUUCUGCUUCGGACACGCGGGUUUGGGCAAGUCGCACACGAUGCUGGGCACGCCGGAGGCAGGGCAUACGCUAGGUGCGAUUCCGUGCGCGAUCGCCUGGCUCUUCCGCGGAAUCUCGGAGCAACGACAGAGGACAGGCGCCAGAUUUAGCGUCAGGGUCAGUUGCGUGGAAUUAACCGCCGGCCAACAGCAACUCAGGGACCUCCUUGCGGCGCACGCGAACGAUUCCGAGCAGUCGCCAGCCGUGUACUUGAGGGACGAUCCAUUGUUCGGCAGUCUGCAACUGCAGCAACACAGCGAGCUUCGUGCACCAACCGCGGAGCGUGCUGCCUUCUAUUUGGAUGCUGCGGUAGCCGGCAGACAAAGAGAGGACGGCGACGCUCACAUGCUUUACACUCUUCACGUCUAUCAAUACAGCGUCGCCGGCAAGGGAGCAGUUGCUGGCGGCAGGAGCAGACUUCACUUAAUGGACCUCGGCAAUUCGGAUCGCGGCAAGUCGUCGGGCGGCAUCCCCUUAUCAGGCCUAGGUAAUAUCUUGCUCGCCAUCUUCAACGGCCAGAAGCAUCUGCCGUACAAGGAGCACAAGCUAACCCAAUUACUGAAGGAGUGUCUCGGCUCGUUGACGUGUCACGCCGCGAUGAUCGCCCACGUGUCCCCGAACGCUCAGCAUUACACGGAGACGUUAACGACCGUGCAACUGGCCUCCAGGAUCCAUCGGAUGAGGCGAAGGAAGAUCAAAUUCGUUGGCGGUGGGACACAGGGAACCGGAAGCGGCGGGAGUUCGGGGGAGGAAGCGGCGAGGCAGAACAGCGAGUGCGACCCCAGCUCUAGCGAUCUGUCCGCGGAUACUGUGAUCUACGUUGGCCCAAGUACCGACGAUGCUACCGACGGCGAGCAUCCACCCGUUUAUAUACCGAGCCUAAACUCUGGCGACAAUCGUUGCGCCAUGGGGAAGGCUUUGCGGGGUUCGGCGGCAGAGAAACCAAGCAAGGUCCCAGAAGAGCGUAGUCCGGCGCACAAGUCGACGAAAGCGGUGAAAGCGUUGACGCAGACUGCUUCGAAGCAGACCUCCCCGGCGCACACGGCGACUCCAAAGGCCAGUCCAGCUAGGAAAUCUACUUCGACAAAAGUAUCGAAGGCGAACGAUUCCCCUGGCAGCAAGAUGAUACCUGUCGCGGCGUCUACCGGCGGUUCGGACGAGCAAUGGAUAGACGGUCCUAGGAUCUCCAAGUCGAAGGUUGCGGAGGCCAGGCACAUGCUGAAGGAUUCGCAUCACAAAAGGGAGACCUGGAUAGACGGCCCCAUGCAGCUCACUGGCCCGCCCACCUUGCAGAUGCACGCUCAGCAACAACAUUCCUCCGGAUACGGGUUCAUGGACAGCCACAAGAAAAGCAUGAUCAGGAAGUGGGUGGAGAAUCAGUCGUCUCAGAUACAAAGGAACAAGCACGCUGUUUCCAGGAUCGAGUCCUCGAAGAUGACCGGCCAAUCGUCUCAGUUCAAGGAGCUGACGACGUUCAAGACCUGCGGGGGCAUGGACGACGACGACACGUCGUUAUCCACGGCCGAAAGCGAUAGUUUGAAGGCGAACGAGAUCGAGGACAUCACCGAGAAGCUAGGCGUCAAGUUGAAUCUGCUGAACGUCAAAUCCAACACGGAUUCCGGCUUGGACUUGACGGCCAGCCCGGUUAUGGACGACAGCGUGGACAAAGGGAAGUUAGACUUGCAGGAGGACGAGGACGACGACGAGGAAAUCGUCGUUCCGCCUCCGUUACCCCUUAUCGAACCACUGAGCAAUGGCGUCAGCAGGGAAGUGUCCAUGGAGAGUUUGAAUCUUUCGCACAAGGACAUCGUGCUACCGUCUAGGCACUCUUUGUCAUCCGAGGACGAGAUCCUAGAGAUCGUCGAGGUCGAGGACUUGGAACCCGUCCCGAUGCAGGACUCCUGUCUUCAAGUCACGGAGGAAGACAUCGCGUUGUGCAUGGGAGAGAAUCCGUUACCCGAGAGCGAUCAGGAGGAACAUCCCUUGAGAAUUCUUAGUCAGGAGAACCUCACCGUUGUCUCGACAUUUACCGACUCGAUGUCGGUGAUGUCGGACACGGAACGCUACAGACCUCAGUAUCCGCCUCCGGGUUGCGCGGGGGUGCUGCCGAGGCCGUACUUCGACCACGAGGACUUCCUGGAACAAGAAACCAGGCACAAGUUCGACCAGUUGGCGCGCCUCCACGAAUUGUACCAGAGCAAACUCGCGCUCGCCAAUGUCUCCAACUCCGUGACCUACCAGAGGGAGAACUCGAACGUGAACGUUAGAGAUGUUCCAUCUGCCGCCGUCUUCCGUCCGCCGUCGCGCUGUCAGUCCUUGUCCCUGUCGGACGUGAUGUUCAACGACAAUGCGAGUAAUCAUGGCAGCAUCUACAGCGAGCCCGCGUACAUCGCUGGAAAAUCCGAUCAGGAAAAGUUCUGCGACAACUGUCGUCAAAGCAUGACGAGACCAGCGACCGCCUCCUAUUGGUACCCGAACAGCAUGGCGCACAUAGCCAGCCCCAGGAGGUACUGCGGCAAGUUGGGCGAUUGUAACAUCUCUAGUCUGAGGCAUCCUGACGGUGCCUCGAACCCCAAUCUCAAAGAGGAAGUGGAGAGGCUACCUGGAAACGGAGCCUCGGGCUCGGAUCCCGAGGAGGAGUACGUCGAGGCGAAGAAACUGUUCACCGCGGCCGAGAGACCCGAGAGGACCGUCACCGGGAAGUCGGACAUCGAGGAGGAUAUCAAAAUACAAGCGACCGUCCCGCUGCAACUGUCAAUUCCAUCGCCAGCGCCUUCCUCGGGUCGAAUGCAACGUAAGAUGACCAGUCUUGGUUCAUCGUUGGGUCUGAACAAGGAGGGUUAUGAUUCCGGUGCCGAUUCCACGCCAAGAGCUGCGAAACUAUCUCCAGCUACGUUGUCCAGGCAUCGCGCCGAAAGUUCUGGCUACGACAGCAUCGUCAGGGACAGCGAGACCAGCAGCAUCGCGAGCGAUUCCUCGAGACAGACCAGCGCCCUUCAGGAGCACCAAGCGGUGGAACAACGGGUGGCAGGGUGCGGGCUCCGGUCACGGGCCCAGUGCCGGGCCCGUCUGCCACAGGCGCCGUCCGUGGUGCCGGGGAUACUCGCGUACACAAGCGAGGACGUGGACAUCCUGGACAGGCGCGCGCAGUUGCGCUCGGAUCCACGUGGCACGAUGUCCAGGAUACUCAACCUGCGACUACGCCAGCGCCUUCUUAGGCUCGAACUGCGUAACGCCAAGAAGCGCUUGAUGGUGCCCGACACCCGCUGGAGCUACGAUCUUCACGUAGAAAACUGUAUGGACUGGCGCGAUCCGUCGUUCUUGGAAGCCCUCGAGGCGGAGACCUGCAUUCUGCAGAAACGAGUAGAGGCCUGCAAGAGCCACGUCCUGUUGGUCACUUGCUUCGACUCCUGUCCCCGGCAGCAGUGCACACGCCGGAUGGAUCCGAUGUCUGGAAUUCGGAUCACCUAACCUAGACUCGGAUCAGCGUGCUCGACCGCGUGCUGAUCGCGAGAAAAAUCGAACGAAUCGCCAAUACGAUUUAGAAACGAGACGAGCGAGGUCGCUGAUGAUGGGAGAUGAGAGAAACGAUAGGAGUAAUCGGUGUCACGAUGUCGCUCGACUCCGUCCAAUAGUUGUUAAAAUGACAUAGUUAUAUCGUCGUCAUCGUCGGCGUACGUCGUCGCUAUUGUUACACGUGUAAUCGAUAAUAAAAGGAAGCUUUCGCUCUUUUUCGCGAGGGAAGCGUCGUUCUCGCGUGUUCUGGCGCAUCGUUCGCGUCGACGGGGUGUUCUGGUUUCGAGCGUUAACAAUUUCAAAAGUUUUAGUCAGGGAAAAUACAGAGAAGAAUAAAUCGGUUUUUUUUUUUAAAAAACGACAACCCAGGAUGCUUCUUAAACAGCUCAAACACGCAGAGAAUUACCGGAGGUUUGUUUACUCACAGAUUUGAUCGAUCGUCCGUCUCCCCGAUCUUUUUCUUUCUAAAGACAAUUAAUCAAACCUCCGAUAGCCAGAGGUGGGUAAAAUUAUAUUCCACAGAUAGAAAACGAAUAAAAACAACAUAGAGCUAUUUAUCCGCGAGGUUUAUCACAUCGAAUUGAGUCUGAAUAAAUUUGAUUAAAUCAAUAACGUAUAGAAAUCUGUUCGGUUUAUACUUUAUACUCGUUAUCUGAAUUACAAUUUUAUCCACCUUUGCGAUAAACCUCGACCUCGUACGAGCCAUUUUAGAAAUCGUCUCGGCCGUUUCAUUGCGUUCCGAUGGUCGUGUAAGGGAACCGUGUACGUUACGAUUGUUUCCAGUGAGAGAUGUUGAGCGAUGUUACGAUUGUUGGCUGAGAACUAACGUAGAACGCGACGCGGUCCGGUGACUCGCGGGCCGCACACGUCGAGUACUUGUUGACUUAAAUAAAUUAGCAUACGAGUUGGUGCUGCAUUUUUGUUUUCUUUUGCGUGCUGAUCACGCGUCGGUGUCACUUCUUAGGUAAAUUAACCGAGUGAUCGGCCCGUUGGGCCUGACUCGGAACGGGCAAAUGAGACGCGACUUCCGACACUAACGACCGUUUCUGGUCGAAAGUCGUCGAGUCCAGGUACCAGAACCACGACCAAGAAGAGUAGGAUAAUUCGCAGUGUUAGAAACAGGCGAUCGACAAAAAUUAGAGUACCGACGUGCCGUGCACGACUCUAUCGAUGAAGGAUCGAAGCAUCGCGAUAAUAGUGCAAAAGAGGGGUACGAAAAACGACGAAAGAAAGCACGUACAAUUAGACCCUCGUCGUAGGGGAUGAAUUUCCCGACCCUCGACUGACGAUUCGGGACCGAAAUUCGAUAAAAAAAAAAAAGACUCUUUUGAACCUCGUCGAAUUUAAAUAAAUUGAUCGGAAAGCUGGUAUCGAUAGAAAUAGACUCAGCUCCGCGGACGCGUAGCUGAAUGAUGACACGGUAUGUCGAACCGAUUCGAGCGAACGUAACACGAGAGAAAAAAAUACUUAUAGAACAAAGACAUCACCGAUUGCCAAGAAAAAAAAAUAUAAAAUAAAAAACACGAAUUUAAUAUUAAGACCAAAAGGGGACGAAGGAAAAAAGAGUCGAUGAAACGCGUCGUAACAUUAUUUAGUGCACGCACAUUAACUCAAGAUAUUAUCGUAGCUUUAAUCGUUAUCAACAGUUACCGCACUUCGUAGGGCUCUGUAAUUCACUUAGGGAGAAGACGAGCGAUGAGAUUGAGAGCGAGAGUGAGAGAAAGUGCGAACGAUGGAACGAUACCGAUUCGAAGAGUAACCGAGGAGACGCCUAA